This is a messenger RNA of Aspergillus niger, 1206 nucleotides long. RefSeq lists its product as uncharacterized. Bases 1 to 1206 code for a protein of 401 amino acids. The record is from RefSeq and is a predicted model, not a curated record. NCBI's taxonomy places the organism in Eukaryota, Fungi, Ascomycota, Eurotiomycetes, Eurotiales, Aspergillaceae. The transcript has a single exon. Gene Ontology annotation, molecular function: oxidoreductase activity; FMN binding.
AUGCCACCCCCACCCCCCUACACCUACCAAUCCGAAGUCUACACGCACGGCCUACGCGACCAGAAACCAGCUAUAACCUUCAUCGCCAGCGAAUGGGAGAACCUCGCCCGCGCGCGCCUCUCCGCCAACAGCUUCAGCUACGUGCACGGGUCGGCCGGGACGGGAGAAACCGACCGCAAGAACCGGUCCGCAUUCCAGAGCUGGUCCGUGAUACCUUCCCGCCUGGUUCCCUCGGCCGAGUUCCCCGAUCUAUCGACCACCCUUUUCGGGAAGAAAUACGCCUCGCCUAUUGCCAUCGCGCCCGUAGGGGUACAAACUAUCUUCCACCCGGAAGGUGAGCGUGCUGUUGCGCGCGCCGCGGCGGGGCUGGAUGUGCCGUAUACGUUGAGCACGGCGACAGCGACUUCCACAGAGGAUGUAGCUGAAGCGAAUGGGGCGGACGGGAAGAGGUGGUUCCAGCUGUAUUGGCCUGGGAAUGAACAUAAUGAUAUAACGGUUAGUUUGCUGGAGCGGGCGAAGAAGAGCGGGUAUGAUGUGUUGGUUGUGACGCUGGACACGUAUAUAUUGGGAUGGAGGCCGACGGAUAUGGAUAAUGGGUAUAAUCCGUUCCUGAGGGCAGAUAGUAUCGGGGUGGAGAUGGGGUUCAGUGAUCCGGUGUUUAGGAGAUAUAUCCGAGAUAAGUUUGGGAAGGAGGUCGAGGAGGAUAAGGGGACUGCUGCGGGGGAGUGGACGAAGAUUGUGUUCCCGGGGGUGUCGCAUUCAUGGGAGGAUUUGGCGUUUUUGAGAAGCCAUUGGGAGGGCCCGAUUGUGUUGAAGGGGGUGCAGAGUGUGGGGGAUGCGAGGAGAGCGGUGGAGUGUGGUAUGCAGGGCAUUGUGGUUUCGAAUCAUGGGGGCAGGCAGAUGGAUGGAGGGGUUGGGUCAUUGACGGUGUUGCCGGGGAUUGUAGAUGCCGUUGGGGAGAAGAUUGAGGUGUUGUUUGAUUCCGGGGUUAGGUGUGGUGCGGAUGUUGUCAAGGCGCUGGCGUUGGGGGCGAAGAUGGUGCUUGUGGGCAGGCCGUAUGUUUAUGGGUUGGCGAUUGCUGGGGAGGAGGGCGUCAGGCAUGUUCUGAGGAGUUUAUUGGGGGAGGUGCAGUUGUCGUUGCAUUUGGGGGGGAUCAGGAGUGUGAAGAAAGAAGAUUUGAAUAGGGAUUGCCUGGUCAGAGAGUAG